This is a messenger RNA of Oncorhynchus keta (chum salmon), 4713 nucleotides long. RefSeq lists its product as uncharacterized. Gene Ontology annotation, biological process: intracellular protein transport. The record is from RefSeq and is a predicted model, not a curated record. NCBI's taxonomy places the organism in Eukaryota, Metazoa, Chordata, Actinopteri, Salmoniformes, Salmonidae. Gene Ontology annotation, molecular function: phosphatidylinositol binding. The transcript has 7 exons. The coding region runs from base 248 to 2308 and encodes 686 amino acids.
GAUCUGUGGUAGUGCACAGUCUAUGUACUUUCUAAGACCUUCGUGACAUGACAUCAUUUGUACAAAAACCUCUGACUCAUGAAUAGCUCAGCAGAGUUAGAUAACGUUUGUUAUAGCUGUACUUCUUACAAACUAAAUAGCUAAUUAUUACUAGCUAAUUAUUUGUGGCUCUUUCAAAACAAGUUUUUAAGAAGACGUGAUACCCUGACUACAAUUUAGAAAUGUCUCCUGUGCAGCCUACAUAAGGAUGAUGAAGAAUCACGAAGAAGAUGAAUUUGUUGCAGUGCGGGUCCAAGACCCUCGGGUUCAGAAUGAAGGCUCUUGGAACUCGUACGUGGACUUCAAGAUAUUCCUUCACACCAACAGCAAGUCCUUCACUGCCAAGACGUCCUGUGUGCGCCGGCGCUACAGUGAGUUUGUCUGGCUCAAGAAGAGGAUGCAGAAAAACACUGGCCUGGUACCUGUCCCAGACCUGCCCAGCAAGUCCUUCUUCUCCUUCAGUGGUGAAGACUUCCUGGAGAAGAGGAGGAAAGGCCUGCAGUGCUUCCUGGACAAAGUGUGCAGCAUGACAGUGUGUCUGUCAGACAGCCAGCUCCAUCUCUUCCUGCAAACCCAACUGCCGGUUGGUCACAUCCUAGACUGUGUGCAGGGCCACACCCCCUACACUGUGACAGAGGCCAUCCUCACCUAUGCCUCGUCCAAUCAGGGCUGGGUUCAGGAAGAGGACUUGACCCAGGAGCCUAGUCUCACUCCAGUUCCUUAUGAGUCCAUGGAGAGCCCUGCCCCUCAUCUACCUACCCUGCAAUGUCAAGAGCCCCUCAGCCCUGUGAACCUCGCCUCCAGUGAGCCAGAGGGCCUACGGACUGAGAAGUUCCUAGCUGACGCCGAUGACAUAGACACUGUGGAGACCCUUUCCCCAGAGGUCACCCAGGAGGACCCCAAUGUAGUCCAGGCAGAGCCCAUCCUGGAGAUACACAGCCCAGUGGAGACUAUCUUUAAGUGGGGCAGCCAUGAAGAAUCGACUCCAGAGAGGCUCGACCAUGAGGCGAUGAUCCACCACCAAGGUGAUUGUCAACUGCAGACACCUGUGGAAGUGCACUGUGAAAAGGACAAAGGCUUGGAGGAGUGUGUAGUGGAGGUGACGACUGAGAGGGUCAUUAGGGAGGAGAGCCAUGCUGACAUAACUACAGAGACAAUCCCUCCCAAACAGAGUAACCUAGACCCAGAUAGCCACGAGGAACUGAUCCACCAAGGGGAACAGACACCUGAGGAAGAGGCCACAGGCCUGGAGAAGGAGUAUGUAUCAGAAGAGGCCAUUACUGACACGACUACAGAGACGACCCCUCCCAAACAGCGUAGCCCAGAGCUCGAUAUCCAUGAGGAAACUCCUGGAGAUGGAGUUCGAGAUGGAGAUGGAGUUCUAGAGGACCUUAGCCUUGCGGAGGAAGCUCAAGAAAGCAUCAGUCAUGAGAAGACAACCUCGGAAGGGGACAGCAACAAAGACACAGUAACAGCCAUUGAGCUGGACAGCCAAGGGCACAUGGAUGAGAUUAACUCCCACAUAGAGAUCAGCCCAGAGGAAGAGUGUCAUGAGAUCACAUCAGAAGAGGUGGAACGUGUUGAUGACUCAACCCGAAGGGUAGAAAGUGGAGAUGAGACAACCCAGAAGAAGAAGGCUCCCUUGGACAUUCAACAAGAAGAUGAUCAGCUGGACACAACCCAAGAGGUUGAGAUCGAUGAGGAAAUUAAUGGAAAGGAUGGGGAGAGUCUUGGGGAUGGGGCAACAACAUUUGAUGGGAGUAGCCAUAAGGAGAGCGACAACAAGGAUUCUGCCAAUAACGACAAUGCAAUACAAGAGACGAAUGGCUACAUGGAGACAGCUCCCGAGAAGGAAAAUCACCAAACAGACUGCAGAGAGGCAGAAAAGGCCUUCAACAACUCAGACACUGUAAUUCUCGAAACUAACCGAGGUCCCUCACAUGAUGAAAUCACAUCUGAGGUAUCCAAUGCUCAGGGGACCAAUGAUGUCAAAGUCAGAGAGGACAGGGAUAUUUUGUACAUGGUCAACAGUUGCUCAGCAAAAACCCUAGAGAAUGAAUCUUCAGAGCUAGUGGGUGAUGGAGUUGAGCUAAAGGGCAUGAGAAUCGAAGAGAGCAGUCAUCUGGAGUCUGAGGGCCACUGUACAGAGCAGAACAUCUCAUUAGCCCAGGAGGGUAAUACUGAGGCCUCAGAAGUGAGCCAGGAAUGGGAGGCCCAUGGGUUCACUGUUGCUACAAACCAGACUGUGAGCCCAGAGAUGGAGCCCUAGAUAUUAGGCUGCUGCAUGCACUCUGAACCUGAACAAUGGAUAGUGGGAUGUCUUCUGCCAAAGACAGAACCAGUCUCUUACUCACCCUGCACGCCUAUUCUCACACUCCAGCUGAGCUCUGCUUCGCUUGCGUUGAUGAACUUCCUCUGUUGGGCAGCAGAGCGUGCUCAAAGUCACAGUAAUACUUGGUCUAUGGGUGAGAACUUCCCCAAGCUGACAAGUCCAGUGUAUCACGCUUCAUAUUUGGUCAUUGACUUUCCUCAAGUCUGGCACUUUCAUGUGUUUCUCUGUAUACCCUGUGAACUUGUGCCUAUAAGGGAAUUAGUCCAUUUAACUCAACCGGCUGUGGUGCCCCAGUGGCAUUAAUGUGACAAUUAUUUUGUCAGUUAAUCCACAUGCCGUAACACUGUAUGCUUGACUAUGAGGGGCAAACAUGUCCCAACCUGCCCCAAGUCCCUCUGAUGCAUGUGCCCAUCUGAACACCUGCCUUGAUGAAGCAAAACGCCCUUCAACUGAUCAGCAGCAAAACCGAGGCCCUGCUUGUUGGCACCCACUGUCAGGUCCAGCACUCACCAAUAACACACCUCACCAUUGCAGGACAGAACACGCCUCUCUCCCCCUCAGUUUCCAGUCUGGGUGUAAAAGCUUGAUUCCUCCCUGACCUUUGACAGCCAUGUCAAACAACCGCGUAAAGCGUCAUUCCAUCUCCUCACGGCUGAACUACCUCGACACACUCUUCAUCGGGAACCCAGGCAGGAGUCUCCAAAAGCUCCAGUACAUCCUGAACAGAGCUGCCAGGAUCCUGAUGAGAGUGCAGAAACGCCAUCACAUCAACCCCAUCGCAGCAUCUCUCUGCACUGGCUCCCUAUCUCAUUACGGAUUGAAUUCAAAACCCUCCUGCGGACAUUCCCGUGUGUUCAAUGCCCCUCCUUUAUCUAAAAAUAACUACUCUCCCUCCGUAACCCCACCUGCACCCUUAGGACAAGCGACUCCACGCCCCCAGGACCAAGCUCAGCUUCUUGGGAGAUCAGCCUUUCAGCUCGACCGCACCCAGCCUCUGGAAUGCCCUCCCGGACCACCUGAAGGCAUCACAGACUCUGGGCUCCUUUAAAAUGGGCCUAAAGACCUUUCUCUUUAGGAAGGCUUUUAAAUCCAAUUUGAUUUGUCACAUGCUUCGUUAACAACAAGUGUAGACUAACAGUGAAAUUCUUACUUACGGGUCCUUUUCCAACAAUGCAAAGUUAGAUAAGGAAAGCUGGGCUUGUCCUUGUCCCUUGUAGCGUCAACUGUGUUCUAUGUGUCAGUUGCCUGGUCUAGUUGUCCCAAAAAACGUUAUUUGGUUUUAAAUGUAUUUAAUGUACUUUGAGAUGAUUCUGUAUAAUGAAAAGUGCUUCACAAAUGUAAUUUAUUAUUAUUAUGUGAUCCAUAACUGUCGCAGGGAAGUCGUGAUUACGAAUUUGGAGUCCGUGAAAAGUUGUCUUGCAAUCAACUUUGACUGUGUUUUAUUAAUAACUUCCAGCAAAAAGUGUCAUCCUGCAUGCAUUCCCUUUGCUGACGUGGGUGAUUUCUUGGUUCAGCUUGAAUAAACAGGGAUGAGGGUCGUUCCACCUCAAAAAAGCACAAGUAAGAGGAUUUCGACACCCACCAUCUCAGAUUGUGUCGUAAUCGUUUCUGUAGUUAGAAGCAGAUAAGAUCAGCGUUCCUGAAAUAUUAUUUUGUUGAAAUAUGUAUAAUAUAUAUAAUAUAAUUUAAGAAAUAGAAAUUAAAGGCCCAAUGCAGUCAUGUUUAUCUCUGUAUCAAAUAUUUUCUGGGUAGCAAUUAAGUACCUUACUGUGAUUGUUUUAAAUUAAAAAUGGUCAAAAAUAGCUCCUUAGCAAAGAGCCAUUUCUCAAGCAAGAAUUUGGAGAGUGGUCCCAGUGGGGAGGGGAAAACUGAAAACUAGCUGUUAUUGGCAGAGAUGUUUGGAACUCUUUCUUAUUGGUCUAUUAACUUAAUUACCGCAUGGUGACGUCACCAAGCAGGCCUAAACUCCAUCCCAGGCAGAAGUUUCAGGUAAUCUUUUCAAACAGCUCUUACACUAAAAGGCCAUUAUCAUUUUCCGUGCUCUUCCAACCUCAUAGUGUAUUAUUCUAACCUCAUAUAUUUGACUGCACUGGGACUCUAAUUGAUUGCACCCAAAAUGGCCAUUUUAAUUGAUUGGAUUUAUAUAAUUGUCAAUAAAUAUAGUACCUAACAUCCAAUUUGGACCAUAAUUCCUCCUAACAAUGAGUAAGACAUGAGGAAUCCAAUAAAAUGAUCAAAAGCCUCCCACGGACCUAGCCUUGCAACACCGCCAGAUCCCGCGAGCUUACAUUAAACAUUGUAUGGAUAUGUAUGUUCACUGUAAGCUCGUGGGAUCAGGACCC